AUGAACGUGCUCGACAACCUGCCGUCCUUUCUCCAGUUUCACCUUGGCGAGUCGUUGUUCCCCAAUUUCAUCCGAGUUAUCAAGAACUGGUCAGCUACCGACCUCGCCUACCAGAAUCGCAAGCUUCAUGUUGAAUGGGUCCCGUCGGAGCUACGCUCCCGCUGUAUUGACGAUCCCACCGACGAUCAAGGUCCUCAAGUCCGUGAUCCCAUGGACUUCCUUCUCUGCAUGGAAGACCCCGUGGAGAUUCUUGAGGGCACUCUCCACAUCGACAUCCACGCCAAACAUGUUCGUGACGUAGAUGAUGGCCUUUCUGUGAUCGGUUACCUCGACGAUUGGAACGAGAGUCAGGCCCAGCUCCAGACCGCUCUUCAGACCAUCGAGACCAUUACUGACGAGAAGAACAGUUUGAACCGGGACCUACAGUCCGUUCGUGACGAAUUGGAGGCAAUGAAGGCCGCUCAAGAGACUGCUGCUGCUAUGACAGAGUUGUCUAAAACUGUUACGCCUGUUCCGAUGCUCGCAGUGGACGUCCCUACAGGUCCACCAGGCCAGACACGUGCCAGCACUACUACACUACUCAGUCCCUCGGUCCAUGACAUUGCUCCACCGGCGACGGCUCAUGAAACGGACGGAGAAGAUGGGGAGGACCAACCCAAUGCGUCCUCUCCUAUGGACACCGGUCGUGGGGGUAUCAGUACCCCCACGACGGGUCCAUGA
Molecule: messenger RNA, 720 nt
Organism: Cylindrotheca closterium
Lineage: Eukaryota; Bacillariophyta; Bacillariophyceae; Bacillariales; Bacillariaceae
Source: the annotation of a GenBank genome assembly